UGGGGACAAUCACUCCCAUUCCGCAUUAUACCGCCAUGGCGCCGUCGAAGGGAAAGCGCAGUCGCCGGGCGUCCAGCACCACGCCGGACAUGCCACCGGCGCCGCCACCACACGAAGAGGGUAUACAAGAUGAUAGCGAGACCUCUGACGUCGCGUGGCCACGAGUACAGGAGCUGUUUCGCAUGCUAAACGACGCCAACGCGCCAGCUCUGGGAGUCCGCACCGACGGUCGCGUGGCGCUCUGGAACCCGCGCAUGGAGGACAUCACGGGCUUCGAGGCCGAUCGAGUCAUUGGCCGCCUCAUCUCAGACUUUGUAUACGGCAAGCAGCGCAAGCAGGAGAUCAGAGAGACCAUCGAGGCCUGUAUUGAAGACAAACGGCCGGAGCUGGAGCUGCGUAUCCCCCUGAGGAACACCAAGGGCCGCAAUGCCCAAGUACUGACUAACAUGACACCGCUGUUGGCUGAAGACGGCACAUGUGUGGGCGUCUAUGGCGUCGGGCAGGAUGUGACGGAGUGGGCCAUUCAGGAGAAGCAGUAUGCCACCGUUAUGAUGCAGGCCAACGCGCCCAUCAUUGAGCUGGACAAGGAGGGAAAUAUCACCGUGUGGAACUCCAAAACUGCGUCCAUGACGGGCUAUGCCAGUGUUGAUAUGCUGGGCGAACCGCUACUACCCGUUGUAGACGAGAGCUUCAGGAAGAUCGUCUCAGAGAAGAUUGACCAGGCGCUAACGGGUAUUCCAGGCGCAGAUUUCGAGUUGCCCUUGGUGACAGCAAGAGGGUCAAGAGUCGAGAUUGUGCUGUGCUUAACGCCGAGGUUUGAUACGCUGGGCUCUGUGAUGGGUGUAGUCGCAAUUGGACAGGAUGUGACGGAGAGAAACACCAAGGAGAUGGAGUACAGGAAGCUGAUCGAGACGGCCAAUGCGCCGAUCUUUGGUGUGGAUACAGAAGGUCGAGUGGUGAUUUUCAACGCCAAGGCGUCGCAGAUUAGUGAGUACUCGCCCGAUGAAGUUAUGGGCGUUGACCUGGUGGAGACGCUGAUAUCCGAAGAGUUUAGACCUGCGGUUGCUGCUGUGUUCCAGAGUGCCUUUCAAGGAACUGAAACGGCAAAUUUCGAGUUCCCCUUGGUCACCAAGACUGGCCGGAAAGUGGAGAUUCUGCUGAAUGCUACACCACGAUACGAUCACACUGGGAAACUUGUAGGCGUUGUUGGAAUCGGACAGGAUAUCACGGAUCGUAUUAUCCAAGAGAAGGAGUACAGCCGACUGAUUGACACAGCAAACGCACCCAUUUUCGGCGUAGAUUGCAAUUACGAGGUGAUAAUAUGGAAUAAGAAGGCUGCCGCGAUUACCGAAUAUACGAACGAAGACACAAUUGGGCAGGAAUUGUUCAAGUUUAUAUCGGAGGACUACCGAGAUGCCGUUGCUAAGGUUUUCUCGAAAGCUUUGGAGGGAAAGGGUACGGCUAACUUUGACUUUCCGCUGAUCACGAAAAGCGGACGGCGAUUGGAUAUUUUGUUGAACGCGACUCCGAAGUACGAUCACUUUGGCAACAUUUGUGGGGCAGUGGGUAUCGGCCAGGACAUUACAGACAGACGUGCUCAAGAGCAGGAGUAUACACGGCUUAUUGACACAGCCAACGCUCCAAUUUUUGGUGUGGAUGCGAAUGGUUGUGUGAACAUUUGGAAUAAAAAAGCCGCCGACACGACACAGUACCCAAACGAAGAGGUGCUCGGGGCGAACUUGGUCGAGAACUUCAUUCCGGAGGAUUUCAGAGAAGCAGUGUGGACAGUCCUAUCCCAAGCGCUGGAGGGACAAGAAACAGCAAACUUUGAGUUCCCGUUGAUCACGAAGGACGGCCGUCGUGUAGAGAUUCUGCUGAAUGCCACUCCACGCUACAAUGAGAAGGGAGUUGUGAUUGGCGUAGUUGGUAUCGGCCAAGAUAUUACGAUUCGUAUGGCCCAGGAAAAGGAAACCAAUCGUCUUAUCCAUUCGGCAAAUGCCCCGAUCUUUGGUGUUGAUCGGGACGGCCUAGUGAACAUUUGGAAUCUAAAAGCAGCAGAAAUCACUCAAUACUCCGCCGAAGAAGUCAUGGGCAAGGAUCUAGUCAACCGCUUUGUUGCAGAAGAGCACCGUGCCACGGUUGAAUUGGAGCUUCAAAGAGCUUUGGAAGGUGAGCAGACAAACAACUUUGAUUUUCCGCUUAUCACGAAGACUGGGCGCCGAGUUGAGAUCUUGCUGAAUGCGACUCCUAGAUACGAUGAACUUGGACAAAUUUUUGGUGUAGUGGGCAUUGGCCAGGAUAUUACCGAACGAAUCGCACAAGAGCAGGAGCUCAUUCGCUUAAUUGACACUGCUAACGCCCCGAUUUUUGGAGUCGACUCCGAAGGGCGUGUGAAUAUCUGGAACAAAAAGGCUGCGGAGAUUAUGCAAUAUCCAGCCGAUGCGGUCAUGGGUGAGCACCUUGUCGAAAAGUUCAUCACGUACGACUACCAAGAGGCUGUGAGUUACGUGCUAUCUGAAGCUCUAAAUGGUGUUGAAACAGCGAAUUUCGAAUUCCCAUUGAUCACGAAAACAGGCCGCCGCAUUGAAAUCUUGCUGAAUGCAACGCCACGGUACAAUGAACAUGGAGCAGUGAUCGGCAUGGUCGGUAUCGGCCAAGACAUCACGGACCGUAUUGCGCAGGAGCAAGAGUACAUGAGGCUGAUUGAUACGGCUAACGCCCCGAUUUUUGGAGUGGAUUCUGAUGGACGCGUAAAUAUCUGGAAUCGGAAAGCAGCUAAUAUCACGCAGUACACGGACGUGGAUGUGUUGGGCAAGGAUCUUGUUGCAGAAUUCAUUUCGGAAGAGUACAAGGUUCCUGUCCGCAGCGUGUUAGAGAAGGCGUUUGAAGGUGUGGAGACUGCGAACUUCGAGUUUCCGUUAAUUACGAAGUCAGGCCGGCGAGUAGAGAUCCUAUUGAACGCUACUCCGCGUUACAAUGAACACGGCGAGGUGAUGGGUAUGGUCGGAAUUGGCCAAGAUAUCACGGAUCGUAUUGCGCAAGAGAAGGAGUACAUGCGCCUCAUCGACACAGCGAAUGCUCCCAUUUUUGGUGUUGACUCCAACGGACUAGUAAAUAUCUGGAAUCGGAAGGCAGCGGACAUCAUGCAGUACACAACGGAAGAUGUGCUUGGUGAGGAUCUGGUUGCCGAGUUUAUUUCCGAAGAGUACAAAGUGCCUGUCCGUAGUGUGCUGGAGAAGGCAUUUGAAGGUGUGGAGACGGCCAACUUCGAGUUUCCCUUGAUUACCAAGGCUGGCCGGCGUGUGGAGAUUCUGCUGAAUGCUACCCCGCGCUAUAACGAGCAAGGUGAUGUGAUGGGUAUGGUGGGCAUUGGCCAGGACAUCACCGACCGUAUCGCUCAGGAGCAAGAAUAUAGCCGUUUGAUCGAUACUGCCAAUGCUCCGAUCUUUGGUGUGGAUGCUAACAUGUGCGUGAACAUUUUGAACAAGAAAGCUGCUCAGAUCACCAAUUUUGCCGUCGAAGAAGUACUGGGAGAGAAGUACGUGGAGACGUUUAUCGCUCCUGAGUAUCAGGCUAUCGUUUAUGACAUCAUGUCGAAGGCAUUGCAUGGGGAUGAAACGGCAAGCUUCGAAGUGCCAGUGAUUACGAAAACGGGGCGAAAGCUGAAUAUUUUGCUUAACGCUACCGCUCGCUUUGACCAGCAUGGCCGCAUUGUUGGCGCGGUGGGUAUUGGCCAAGACAUAACUGAUCGUAUUGCGCAACAAGAGGAAUACGCGAGACUCAUUGACUCUGCAAAUGCCCCAAUUUUUGGCGUCGAUGCAAAUGGUCUCGUUAAUAUUUGGAAUAAGAAGGCGGCGGAAAUCACGCAAUACACGCCGACGGACGUUAUGGGUGAGAAUCUGGUAGAGAAAUUUAUCACGGAGGAUUACCGCGAAGCGGUAGGACUUGUGUUGUCGAAGGCACUGGAAGGCGUCGAGACGGCGAAUUUCGAGUUCCCGUUGGUGACGAAGUCUGGUCGGCGUGUGGAAAUUUUGUUGAAUGCUACACCGAGGAACAACGAACACGGUGAAGUUAUCGGGAUGGUUGGUAUUGGACAGGAUAUUACUGAUCGUAUCGCACAGGAGAAGGAAUACAUGCGUCUCAUUGACACAGCUAACGCCCCCAUUUUCGGCGUCGACUCGAAUGGUCUGGUGAAUAUUUGGAAUCGGAAGGCAGCUGAUAUUAUGCAGUACACGACUGAAGAUGUGCUUGGAGAGGAUCUCGUGGCGAAGUUUAUCUCGGAAGAAUAUCGCGUGGCCGUUCGAUGUGUUCUGGAGAAGGCGUUUGAGGGCGUGGAGACCGCUAACUUCGAGUUUCCGCUGAUUACGAAGGCUGGUCGACGUGUGGAAAUUCUUUUGAACGCAACACCUCGUUACAAUGAGCAAGGUGAAGUGAUGGGAAUGGUCGGCAUUGGUCAGGAUAUUACCGAUCGUAUUGCGCAGGAACAAGAGUACAGCCGACUUAUCGAUACGGCAAAUGCCCCGAUUUUCGGCAUCGAUGCGAAUAUGUGCGUAAAUAUUCUGAACAACAAGGCAGCACAGAUCACGAACUACGCAGCCGAAGAAGUUCUAGGAGAGAAGUAUGUGGAGACGUUCAUUGCUCCGGAAUACCAGGCAAUUGUGUACGAGAUCAUGUCGAAUGCUUUGCAGGGAAACGAGACUGCGAGCUUUGAAGUCCCAGUGAUCACCAAGACUGGUCGAAAGCUAAACAUCCUGCUUAACGCAACUGCUCGCUUUGAUCAGCACGGACGCAUUGUUGGUGUCGUUGGUAUCGGCCAGGACAUUACUGACCGCAUUGCUCAAGAGCAAGAGUAUGCAAGACUGAUCGAUUCGGCUAACGCCCCGAUUUUCGGUGUAGACGGUGAUGGUCGCGUAAAUAUCUGGAACAAGAAGGCAGCUGAAAUCACACAGCAUUCACCUGCCGAUGUGAUGGGUGAGAAUCUCGUGGAGAAAUUCAUCACCGAAGACUACCGUGAGGCUGUUGGUCUCGUUCUAUCGAAGGCGCUAGAAGGAGUUGAAACAGCCAACUUCGAGUUCCCAUUGAUGACUAAAGCAGGGAGGCGAGUGGAGAUUUUGCUGAAUGCAACUUCGAGGUUCAAUGAACAUGGGGAAGUGAUUGGCAUGGUUGGAAUUGGCCAGGAUAUCACUGACCGUAUUGCACAGGAACAAGAGUACAGUCGCCUAAUUGAUACGGCCAAUGCUCCGAUUUUUGGUGUUGACUCCAACGGCCGCGUGAACAUUUGGAACCGUAAGGCUGCCGAUAUCAUGCAGUACACGAACCAAGAUGUGUUGGGCAAGGAUUUGGUUGCCGAGUUCAUCUCAGAGGAGUAUAAGGUGCCAGUGCGGAGUGUUCUCGAGAAGGCGUUCGAGGGUUUUGAGACUGCGAACUUCGAGUUCCCGCUUAUCACGAAGGCUGGUCGGCGUGUUGAGAUCUUGCUGAACGCUACACCGCGGUACAACGAGCACGGUGAAGUGAAGGGCAUGGUUGGUAUUGGCCAAGAUAUUACGGAGCGUAUUGCUCAGGAGCAGGAGUACAGCCGUUUGAUUGAUACUGCGAAUGCUCCGAUCUUUGGUGUGGAUGCCAACAUGUGCGUGAAUAUCUGGAACAGAAAGGCUGCUCAGAUCACGAAUUAUUCUAUCGGUGAAGUCAUGGGCGAGAACCUUGUGGAGACGUUUAUUUCCCCCGAGUUCCGACCUAUUGUGGCUGAGGUGCUGUCUCAAGCCCUAACAGGAGUGGAAACCGCGAACUUCGAGUUCCCGCUGAUUACCCGUCCGGGCACGAGAAUCGAGAUCUUGCUGAACGCGACGCCGCGGUACGACUUGAAUGGUAAUAUUGUUGGUGUUGUGGGUAUCGGUCAGGAUAUCACGGAUCGCAUUGCUCAAGAGCAUGAGUACUUCCGUCUGAUUGAUACAGCAAACGCUCCAAUCUUUGGUAUCGAUACAAACGGUUGUAUCAACGAAUGGAACCAGAAGAUCGAGGAGAUUACUGGCUACCACAAGUCGAGCGUGUUGGGUCUUUCGCUGGUGCACACGUUUAUCAUCCCGGAAAGCAGACAACAGGUUCGACAAUUGCUAAACCAAGCGCUGAUCGGUAUCGACGUUGGUGAGAUGGAGCUUCCGAUGACAACCAAGCGCGGCGUAUUCCUACUGCUUCUUGUGAACGCAUCGAGUAAGAAGGAUAUGCACGGAAACAUCCGUGGUGUGAUUGGUGUUGGACAGGAUUAUACUGCGAGGAAGCACAUGGAGGCAGCUAAGGUGAAUUUCUUGGCUUCGUUCAGUCACGAGCUGCGAACGCCGCUGAACGGUGUACUAGGCAUGUUGGAACUUCUGAAGGAACAGCCUCUGGACAAGGCACCGGAGCGAUAUGUGCACAUGGCAUACGUGUCGGGAUCCCUUCUCCUGAAUCUCAUCAAUGACAUCUUGGAUUUAUCGAAGAUUGAAGCAGGGCACCUUGAGAUCUCUGCUGCACCAUUCCAGAUGCACGAGCUGUUGGAUUAUUCGAUCGAGAUUUUCAAGUUCAAGGCCCGAGAACGCGGACUGAAGCUUGAGCUCAAGUGUGAUGAUAAUGUGCCGAAGGUUGCUAUCGGCGAUGUUGUGCGACUGCGUCAAGUGCUACUGAAUUUGUUGUCGAACGCUAUCAAGUUCACGAACGAAGGCUCAAUUACAGUCACAUGCAGCGUUGUAUACACCCCAGAACUUCCAAAGGCAUUCAAGAAACUGUUGUUCCAAGUCAUCGAUACAGGUAUUGGUAUGGAUGCAGAGGAAAAGAUGCGUCUGUUUUCUCUAUUUACGAAGCUGGAACGCACUCGCCAGAACAAUCCGACAGGUUCUGGCUUGGGUCUAGCAAUCUGCAAGCAACUUGCGGAGCUCAUGGAUGGUCAAAUUGGUGUUGAUAGUGAGCUGGAUGUUGGCAGUAACUUUUACUUCACUGUGGUGGUUCGCUUGCUCGAUGAUAUGGAUGCGAAGGGGUUAUUCUACGCGGCUAAUGAUUUGCUUACCGACGCAUCUGGUGCUGCAUCUCCUAAUGUGGAUACAUCGAACGUGAACUCGAGCGACAGUGCGGUAAGUGCAGCUGCGGUGAAUGCCGCUAACAAUGCGAAGGUUGUGAUUCCAAGACAGGCGAGAAUAUUGGUUGCGGAAGACAAUGAAUUCAAUUGGGAGGUGGUGAAGUGCUUCCUUCAGGAAGCGGACCACCUACUGCAGUGGGAAGUGAAUGGUCGGGAUGCGUUGAAGGCUUACACGGAGAACCAUACCAAGUUUGAUCUUAUCUUCAUGGACUGUGAGAUGCCCGUCAUGGAUGGGUACACCGCUACGAAGGCAAUCCGUCAAUUCGAGCGUGAAAACGACCUGCCACGUAUUCCUGUUCUUGGACUGACGGCCUACGCCAUGAGUGGAGACCGGCAGAAAUGCUUGGGGUCAGGUAUGGACGAGUUCAUGGUAAAGCCCAUCUCGAAGAACAGUUUGCUCAAGGCCAUUCGUCAGUGGAUGCGCGUUCGGUACCUCGGUUCCAAAACGUCUACCGUUUCAGUUGCUGGAUCGGACGACUACCCUCGUGCAAGUUCCGAAGGUGCGAGCGUUGCUGCGUCAGCUCCUACUUUGUCUAUCUCUUCUCCAUCCUCGUCGAAAGACCGUGGUGGGGAUGACCUAGACGUUGUGCCGAUGUCAUAUCCUACAACAUCACCCACCCCGCGCCCAUCCUUCGACAGCCAGGUUGACGACGAAGGAGACUUGUUCAUCAAUCCGCCAGAACCGAGCUCAAGACUUGCCCCCGCCUCUCGUCACAUGCAGCAACUUGAUCUUGCGCGCGCAAUCUCGAAUUUGGAGCUGGAUGAUCCGAUGGCAAUCCGACGCCAGGUUGGACCCACCGUGCGCACUGCAGUACCUACGACGUCGAUCUUUAGCCUGGGCUCUUCGGUCGGGAACAGCACACGCUCCAGCGGCCUUUUGACGCUUCAGCGUGAUACUGGAGGUGCGAUCGUUGACAUUCCUGACUGGAAGCAAAUCAACAAAACGUCUGCGACGUUGCCAAACAUGAAGGACAAACCGCUGGAAGGCGCGGAGACUGCGGAUCACGUGUCGUCUCACAGUAACCCGACUUUGUGGAGCCACCCGCCUUUCAUGGGCAGCAAAAAGGACUCAGCGCCAGCGUCUACGUCUUCUCAGCAGCCGAUGUCGCCCAAUUCUGUUUCGAAGAGUGCACGAUCCAGGGCAGUAACUGAAGGCGGCCAAAAUGCCAACGCACCGCUGUCCUUGCAGCGGUUUGACUCGGACAAGAGCUAUGACGAACACUUGGCAGGGGAUCCGAUUGCAGCGAUGUUAGAGCGUCUGAAUAUCAGUAGCCCGGCCGCCAGAAAUGGGGUCAGAGGUCUUCCCAGCGUCGACCAUGCGAGUGCUACCACCGAGAGCGACGCUGCAGUUCGUGGAACCAUGGACCCUUCCAGUAUUGUCAUUCCCGAGGGCGAUCCUGUGGACUAUUCGUUGGGUGUGCAGCAGUGUGGUGGUCAUGAAGAACUGUUUUUGAGCUUGCUGGAGAAAUUUACAGUUAGUUGUGAAGCGAUCAUGUCACGCGUUUUGGCAGCAUACGAGCAAGGCGACAUCACAGUGACUCGCAGAGAAUCUCAUUCGCUGAAGGGAUCGUCGGCUUAUGUCGCUGCGAUGCGAGUUUCAAAGGCUGCUUUCCGUGUGCAAGUUGCUUGUGAGCAGCUCCAGCAGUGUCAAUCGGAGAUCGGUACAGGCCAGCAACCCGCAGCACUUGCUGACGCCGCUGCCAUGCUCUCACUGAAGCAGUCGCUGGAUGACUCGAUCACGUUGUUGAAGAAGGAGCACCGACACUUGCGCGGCUAUCUCCGCCGCAACUUUGAAUUCCGCGAUCUCACCAGAAGUGGAAAUGCGUCGUCGGCUGCAGCUCUGCGUGCCCAGAAUUCGUCCCAGGAUCGCGCCAAUGGACCCUGCGGGAUCAUGUAAGGAAUCCAGGUAACUUGCCACUUGUAGGAUACCAAAACGGCAACGAUGUACUAUGGCCAAUCUACUUUUUUUUUGCAUUUUUUAUUGAGCAUCUAAACUACUUAUCGUGCCGCUUAAAUAUCAACAGAGGCAAUCUCAUGC
Molecule: messenger RNA, 9143 nt
Organism: Phytophthora nicotianae INRA-310
Lineage: Eukaryota; Oomycota; Peronosporomycetes; Peronosporales; Peronosporaceae
Exons: 1
Coding region: 36-9002 (2988 amino acids)
Biological process (GO): phosphorelay signal transduction system; protein autophosphorylation; regulation of DNA-templated transcription
Molecular function (GO): histidine phosphotransfer kinase activity; phosphorelay sensor kinase activity
Source: RefSeq, a predicted model, not a curated record